Molecule: messenger RNA, 2240 nt
Organism: Priapulus caudatus
Lineage: Eukaryota; Metazoa; Priapulida; Priapulimorpha; Priapulimorphida; Priapulidae
Product: nicotinamide phosphoribosyltransferase-like
Exons: 11
Coding region: 113-1540 (475 amino acids)
Biological process (GO): NAD+ biosynthetic process
Molecular function (GO): nicotinamide phosphoribosyltransferase activity
Source: RefSeq, a predicted model, not a curated record
CGGCACUCACCACCAAACCACCCAUGUCGAUUCCGUGACCGAUUCGUUUCCCGAGACGUAAACUACACAUAGAAAACAAAUAAAUACUGAAGUUAUACUGGGAGGCUGUGGAAUGGGAGGAACUACGGAGAACAUCAUACUCCAAACCGACUCCUAUAAGGUGUCUCACUACAAGCAGUAUCCACCUGGCACAACUGCGCUGUGGGGCUAUUUUGAGAGUAGGGGAGGAAAGUUUCCAACCACUGUUUUCUUUGGCUUACAGUAUAUUCUAAAAAGAUGGCUGGUGGGCCCAGUUCUGAAUAAGCAGAUGAUCCGAGAAGCAGCAGAAUUCUAUAAACUUCACUUUGUUCAAGAAGUGUUCAAUGAAGAAGGUUGGACAUAUAUUUGGGAGAAAUAUAAAGGCUACCUACCACUGAGGGUGCGAGCCGUCCCUGAAGGAUCUGUAAUACCAACAAAAAACAUUCUAUUCUCAGUGGAGAGCACAGAUCCGCAAGUGCCAUGGCUGACAACAUGGUUCGAGACGAUCUUCGUGCAAGUCUGGUACCCGAUGUCGGUCGCGACGGUGUCUCGCGCACAGAAGGAGAUAAUCGCCAAGUACCUGUAUGAGACUGCUGACAGCCUAGAUGGCAUCGAACUCAAGCUUCACGACUUCGGCUGCAGAGGCGCCACCUGCAUUGAGGCUGCAGGCAUCGGUGGCUGCGGACACCUCGUGAACUUUAUGGGGUCGGACACGGUGCCGGCACUGGUGUGCGCCCGCAAGUACUAUGGAUGUCAGAUGGCAGGCCACUCACUCCCAGCCACCGAACACAGCACGGUGACGGCGUGGGGGCGGGACGGCGAGGUGAGAGCCUACCGCAACUUGCUGGCGAGGUUUCCAUCGGGUCUGGUGGCGUGCGUCAGCGACAGCUACGACGUGUACCGCGCGUGCGAGAAUCUGUGGGGCGAGCAGCUUCAUGAGGCUGUCGUCGCGAGAGACGGCAGCGGCUUGCUCGUGAUACGACCCGACUCCGGCGAUCCACUCACCGUCGUGCUGAAGGUUCUGGAGAUUCUUGGCUCAAAGUUUGGUUCCACAAAGAAUAGCAAAGGCUACAAAAUGUUGCCUAGAUACAUCAGAGUCUUGCAGGGUGAUGGAAUCACUCAUGAGACCAUAGGAGAUGUUCUAGAAGGCUUGAAGGUGAACGGGUGGAGCACAGACAACCUGGUGUUUGGUGAAGGUGCCGGCCUCUUGCAGAAGGUCGAUAGAGACACGCAGAAGUGUGCUUUCAAGAUCAGCCAUGCAAUGGUUGGCGGAAGUUCGGUGAACGUGUACAAGGACCCAGUCACCGAUAAGGGGAAGAUGUCGAAGAAGGGAAAGCUAACACUGGAGCUGAGAGGUGAUGAGUAUGUCACCGUACAGGAAGGGAAGGGCGACCCCUCCAAGGACGUGCUGGUGACCGUCUUUGAGAACGGACGGCUGCUGAAAGAGUACACACUACAGGAGAUCCGUGUGCGUGCAGAGGUCGCGCUCGUGAAGCGAGCCAAGGUCAACAACGCUGCAUGACCCAUCACACCAUCUGUCGUGACAUUAGACACAUGAAUGGAUGUAUUAGUUCACGUGUUAACACCGCGUGAAUGAUCGGUCGAUACGAGGCAAAUAUACAUGUUACGUACAAGUACUGCUUGUCAUUGUAGGUGGCGCUUCGUUUGUUAAGAGUCAAAUGACUGUCAGUGGCAGGAAUAGCAGGGACCUGAGUACUAUGCAUUUUCUAUAAGCACGCCAAGUGGGGGCUUUAUAUAAUAGCAAUAUUACAUUGCGUCUUGUAACUCCUAUAUUUUUUGGCAACUUGAGGAACGCACAUUUAUACAUUCUUUAGCUUAUUUUAUACCACUUGAAUGCAUCAUUUUGCAUCCGUUUAUGCUAAUAUGCUUAUGUUCAUUGUCAUGUCCUCGUUCUUAUAAGCUAGAUACGACCUUGUAUGAUUUUCUUGAUCUCGUUCGUAUUAUCUCGUGAUCUCGUUAUUCGUAUUGAUCUCGUUCCCCUCCACCACAUGCACACUCCUUAGUACUAUGCUAUCUACAGUGAUCUCACACCGAUGUCAUUGGGUGUGUUAAUUUUGUCUAGUCUGCUUUAUAUGUGCUUUUUAUUAUGUUGUCAGCACCUGGUAGCCAUGUCAUGUUAGACAUUGUAAAUCUUAAAGGGACAGUAGCCUCUAGGAUUUUACUGCAUACAACUGUACUUACUGUAUAACAAAUCAUCUAUA